CCAAAUAAUGUUGCAAUUAUAAAAUCGAAACAUACCAAACCAAAAACAAAAAAACCAUUGGAAAUGUUGCAGAGUCAUGAACAUAAGUCGAUUAGAUAUAGCUUAUAGGAGACUAUUGUUGACCAAGUACUUUACGAAAGGAUGGGGCGAACCGAAGAACCUGAUCUCGAUUAUGGAGUUCAGGAAGAUCAUGUCGAACAGAGAUACUUGCUAUAGAUUAGUCGACAAAAAUCACCAGAUCAGCAUACAAAAAAAGAAAAUGAGUAAAGACUGCAACAUUUAUGACGGCUCAUUCACGUGCCCCCUCGUCCAGUAUUUCCCCGAGUUGAUUCCUCAAAAAGUCCGAACGUGCUAUUUCCAGUUGAUUGUGCCGAAGAACUGGAACGACGACUUCCAUCCAGUCGUGAUGCACUUCGCCGGAACUGGUGAUCAUUAUUUUUGGAAAAGGCGAAACCUUAUGGCGAAGCACUUACUGAAGCGUGGCAUCGCCUCGAUUAUUAUUGAAAAUCCGUUUUACGGCUUAAGAAAACCGGAAUCCCAAGUCAGGUCGUGCUUGCACUACGUCAGCGAUAUUUUCGUAAUGGGUGGCUGUUUGAUUUUGGAAAGCAUAGCGUUGAACCACUGGCUGGAGAACAACGGAUUCGGUCCGUUGGGACUGACAGGAAUAUCGAUGGGGGGACACAUGGCCUCUCUGGCGGCCACCAACUGGCCAAAACCCAUUGUUCUGGUGCCGUGCCUCUCGUGGUCCACAGCUUCCAACGUUUUCACCGAAGGUGUGAUGAUGGAAUCCAUAAACUGGGGGAUGUUACAAAAACAGUACACCUCCAACAAUCUAUUUUACGACUCCUUGUCGAAAAUGUGUAACAUAGUCGAUCAGCCCUUUUGCAACCGUAUGCUGCGUGAUUUCCAGGUUGAAAUCAUGGGUGAGACAAAUCGCGACCAUCUGACUCCAUUCGAACUCCUCAACCUCAUCAAUUCGAACUGUGCCACCCCAGAACUCGAAGCUCAAUCGCUCGACGAUUUUGUAUCGAAGGUGCGAAUAUGCAAACGUUCCAAACCAAAAAAGGAGGCGAUAGUCUUCAUGAGGUCGAUCAUGGACGAGUGCACCCAUCUUAAAAACUUCUCCACCCCCGUAGACACUACGCUAGUUACGGCUGUGUGUGCAGAUACCGACGGCUACGUGCCGAGAUGUGGAGUGGUGGAUUUGAAGAAACUGUGGCCCGGUAUUACAGUACGGUACAUCAAAGGUGGACACGUGGGCGCCUGCAUCUGGCACAGGAACAUGUUCGUUAAGUGCAUAGACGAGGCCUUCGAACGAGCCAAGGUGAAACUAGCUCCUCCAGAAAAGAAAAUGACUCAGACUGUUUAGUGUUGUUCGAAUAAAAUGUCACUAUCGUUUGUUUU
Aethina tumida (small hive beetle) is the source of this 1404-nucleotide messenger RNA. Its product is annotated as protein ABHD18-like. The transcript has 2 exons. NCBI's taxonomy places the organism in Eukaryota, Metazoa, Arthropoda, Insecta, Coleoptera, Nitidulidae. Bases 77 to 1369 code for a protein of 430 amino acids. The record is from RefSeq and is a predicted model, not a curated record.